Messenger RNA from Equus caballus (horse), 1770 nucleotides. Lineage: Eukaryota; Metazoa; Chordata; Mammalia; Perissodactyla; Equidae. The record is from RefSeq and is a predicted model, not a curated record.
CCGCACCCGGGAUCUGGGCCGGCGAACCCCGGGCUGCCGAGAAGUGGAACGUGCGAACUUAACCGCUGCGCAUCGGGGCCAGCACCUGCAUUCAUUUCUUAAUGGGGGCCUUGGCUAGUUCAUAACCUCUCUGAGUCUCAGUUUUCUCACUUGGGAUUUGGGGAUGACAGAGUUUUUGUGAGGUAGAUUGAAUAGUGUCUUGCAUGGGGUGGGCUAUUGUGCAGUGAAUGGAUAAACAUUUGCUAUAUUAACAAACAAACAAAUAAAUAAAUCAGUCAGAUGUUACAUGUGAAAGGGUUCCAUCAAUAGGCAAAUGCUAAAUAAACAUGAAAAAUUGGUGUUAUGAUUGUAUUUGUUUUGUCACAGGGCUCUUCUCUGAGAUCUGACUUCUUCAAGUGAAAUCCAUGGCCAGUACAAAUAACGUGACUGAGUUAAUAUUCACUGGCCUUUUCCGGGAUCCAGAUGUGCAGAGAGUGUGUUUUGUGGCAUUUCUCAUUGUGUACUUGGCCACAGUGGUGGGCAAUGGCCUCAUCGUUCUGACGGUUAGCAUCAGCAAAAGUCUCAAUUCCCCCAUGUACUUCUUCCUAAGCCAGCUGUCUCUGGUGGAGAUCAGUUACUCCUCUACGGUUGUCCCUAAAUUCAUCACAGACUUACUUGCCAAGAUUAAAACCAUCUCCCUGGAGGGCUGUCUGGCUCAGAUAUUCUUCUUCCACUUCUUUGGAGUCACUGAGAUCCUCCUGCUUGUGGUGAUGGCCUAUGACCGCUAUGUGGCCAUCUGCAAGCCUCUUCAUUAUAUGAACAUUAUGAGCCACCAAGUGUGUCAAGUACUGGUGGCUGGUUCCUGGCUGGGAGGCUUUGUUCACUCCAUAAUUCAGAUUCUCAUCACCAUCCAAUUGCCCUUCUGUGGUCCCAAUGUGAUUGACCACUACUUCUGUGAUCUCCAGCCAUUGUUCAAGCUUACCUGCACUGACACCUUUGUGGAGGGGGUUAUUGUGUUGGCCAAUAGUGGCUUAAUUGCUUUGUGCUCCUUCCUCAUCUUGGUGACAUCCUAUAUUGUCAUCCUGGUCAACGUUAGGAACCAUUCUGCAGAGGGAAAGCGCAAAGCCCUCUCUACCUGUGCCUCUCACAUCACAGUGGUCAUCUUGUUCUUCGGACCUGCCAUCUUCUUCUACAUGCGACCCUCCUCCACCUUCACUGAGGACAAACUAGUGGCUGUGUUCUAUACUGUCAUCACCCCAAUGCUGAACCCCAUCAUCUACACACUCAGAAAUGCUGAGGUGAAAAUGGCCAUGAGGAGGUUGAGGGGCAAAAAGGAAAACGUAGGGAUGGAGUGAAAAUGUGAAAGUGAAUAAAAAAUGUGUGUCUGAUUAUUCCCUGUUCUUGAAAUGGAUUUUGAUUUUAGUGGGACAUUCACACAUGGCGGAAACAAAUAUAAGGACUUAACGUAACUGCUGAUGUGAUUGUCCUUAGUAACCAAAGACUAUGCUAUGUUUAUCUAGUGUUCCAAGGGACAGAGGUCAGACUGGCUCGAUGAUAUCCAACAAUAUACUGGUAUUAGGUAACAUGAAGACUCAAACUAAGUGCAAAUGCAAAGGAGAACAUCUUGACAAAUAUUUUGUAGGUUAUUCACUUUUUCCUCUGACCACCAUCCAUGCUUUCUUCUUUCCUUUCUUCCUUCCUUCCUUCCUUUUCCUCCCUUUGUUCAAUCUCCCUCAUGAUAACAACCUAGAUUUCAUUAAGAAAGGAAACCAAAUAGAAGAAUUGUUGGUG